GCCGAAUGGCGACAGCCGUGUGGCUGUGGGUACAACAACUCCUAAUGACUAUUGAGUCAACAGUCUUAUUCUGGUUUUACAAAUGAGACUUGCUGCUUCUAGAUUCUGAUGUUCAAUGCAAAAUCUCACCAUGUUCCCAUCUGAAGAUUCACUUUCUGUCUUAUCGGCUUCUUCAAUUCUCGCCCACCCCACUGCCUCUGAACGUUCCAGAAUCUGGAAGGCUACAUACCCCCACUGGGGUGAUGCCCUCGCAUUUGACGACUAUAUCACCCGUGAAGUCAACAAUCUAAAGUUUUGUCAGGAGAGAAACAACAACUUCACCAACUGGAUCCUUACCGACAGCAGUGCUCCCGAUCAGCGGCCUCUCUUCUCCUCAUGUGAAACUUUCACGAGGCGAGCCUUCAUUUGCGGCAGGGAGGGUGACUUAAGAGAGGUGACAUGCUGUGCUGUCGCGAGUGUGUUUACCUUUACUGAGUAUCAAGGUCGAGGAUACGCCAAGAAGCUGAUGACAUUACUCGCUCAGGAGAUACGAGGUUUCGCAGAUUUCUCCGUCCUAUGGUCUGAUAUCGGGCCUAAAUUCUACGACUCUGUAGGCUGGAAGCCGUUCAAGAGCGCUUUUCUCCAACUCCCAGCAAUCAGUAGUGAUGCUUCACUUGAGAAUGGGCUAAAGCCUAUUGAAAUCGGCGAUCUCCCACCUCUAGUAAAGCUGGACCAGAAGAUCCUGCUUGAGCGAUUAGCAGUUCCAUCCCCGAAAGUUCGAGUCCUCAUCCUGCCGGACCUCAGCACAAUCGCAUGGCAUCUUUUCCAUGAGGCUUUCAUUUGGCAACAUGUGUUCUCUCGCACCCCUUCAAUCCAUGGCGCUGUCUAUACAUCCCCAAAAGACCCCGGUGAUAAGGUCUGGGCCAUCUGGACGCGAAAGAUCUACGGGCUGAAGCGCGAAGAUAACGUGACUCACGUCAUCCGUCUUGGGAUGGGGAAUGGGAGCAUUUCAAACGAUACCUUCAAAGUUGCAAUCACCGCUCUGUGUCUCAUGGCACAGAGGGAGGCAAAUGACUGGAAUUGUGGCACCGUGGAAAUCUGGAACCCCGACGAUCGAGUCCGACAAGUUGUAGAAGAGAUUCAAGAGCUAGGAGCUAAGUUCGUUACUCGAGAGCAUAAUCAACUCAGCUCCAUGCAGUGGUUUGGGGAAAGCUGCAUCGACGAAGUCGACUGGAUGUGCAAUGAAGGAUUUGCUUGGUGCUGAGGCGCUUGGUGCUUGACUGCGGAUACUCCAUCACCAUCGUCUGGGGAAUACACUCCGUGAAUGAGAUGUGUCUUACGUGCUUUUUUAUCCCCACUCCACAUCUUUCC
This is a messenger RNA of Aspergillus aculeatus ATCC 16872, 1350 nucleotides long. RefSeq names its product GNAT family N-acetyltransferase. The transcript has a single exon. The coding region runs from base 131 to 1243 and encodes 370 amino acids. Lineage: Eukaryota; Fungi; Ascomycota; Eurotiomycetes; Eurotiales; Aspergillaceae. The record is from RefSeq and is a predicted model, not a curated record.